AUGUGCGACAUUCCCUUCCUCCCCAUCUUCCCCAUCUGCUUUCAAUGCGGAACGGAUCAGAAUCCGUGUCGCUGUAAGGUGGUUGGUCCGACCCUAGGGUUUGUGUGUACGGUCGUGGCAGCUGUCAUCUGCUAUCCUGCAUCCAUCUUCUGCGGUUGCUGUCUCACCCAGACUGGAAAAGAUGUCCUCGGCUACCCCGUCAAAGUAAACGGCAUCGUCAGCAACGCAAUACCCAUUUAG
Molecule: messenger RNA, 240 nt
Organism: Aspergillus sclerotioniger CBS 115572
Lineage: Eukaryota; Fungi; Ascomycota; Eurotiomycetes; Eurotiales; Aspergillaceae
Exons: 4
Coding region: 1-240 (79 amino acids)
Source: RefSeq, a predicted model, not a curated record